GCAGGAAUACACCGUAGAAGCUCUGCUGGCCCAUUAUUAUCCUUCUAGGGUCCUGCACUCGACCGCUGAAAGGUGAGCGAGGGGCACCAUCACCAAAUAGGGAUAGGAGCAUUAUCCGAGUGGGUUAACCCUAGCAGGGGAUAUUUGAUCAUGAGAGUAUCGACUGUGCGCUGUGUAAGAGAGGGGAUGUAUAAUGUUCCCAAGAAGAUAUGACGAUUAACUACGGUGUACUUUGGAGUCAACCAACCAACAAAACUAACCAUCAUGUCAAUCAUGAUCCAAAUCUAUCCCAGAUCACAUCAUGAGUCUCGAUAACUCACCAGGGGAAACAUGUAGGAUGCUGCCCAAUGUUAUGCAUAUGAAGAGUAAAUUUUCUUUUUUUCUUGCUCGGAUCAUUUUUUCGGAUAUUGAGAUCAUUGUGUUUCUUUUCGAUUUUCUUUUUUAUUUUUUAUUUUUUAUUUUCUUUAUUUUUUUCCUUCUCACAUUUUCCAUUUCCCAUUUUUUGCCUUUUUCAGUAGCAGUAAUAGUGGGUGCAAAAUGGAAAAUGGAGAGUGGAUAAGAUUCUCCCUCACAUCAACCCAAGACCUCUAACAAACGGUCGAUUUCAGCCAGUCGAAGGAGGCCCCCCGGCUGAACCGGGUUGACGGGUUGGAAGUCUACUACUGUACGGCCCAUGUGGGCUGCAGUGGGCUGGGCUACUGCUUUGUUUUGUUGUCUGUUCCUUUAGCUGUGUAGAUAGUUUGUAUGAUUUUUCUAUUUAUUUUAUUUAUUCUAUUAUAUUUUUAUUCAUCACUUUGCAGUUAG
Messenger RNA from Aspergillus welwitschiae, 804 nucleotides. RefSeq lists its product as uncharacterized. The coding region runs from base 302 to 559 and encodes 85 amino acids. The transcript has a single exon. The record is from RefSeq and is a predicted model, not a curated record. Lineage: Eukaryota; Fungi; Ascomycota; Eurotiomycetes; Eurotiales; Aspergillaceae.